This is a messenger RNA of Asparagus officinalis (garden asparagus), 3260 nucleotides long. Its product is annotated as coatomer subunit gamma-2-like. Gene Ontology annotation, molecular function: structural molecule activity. The transcript has 18 exons. Gene Ontology annotation, cellular component: endoplasmic reticulum-Golgi intermediate compartment; endoplasmic reticulum; COPI vesicle coat. The record is from RefSeq and is a predicted model, not a curated record. Bases 16 to 2820 code for a protein of 934 amino acids. Gene Ontology annotation, biological process: intracellular protein transport; intra-Golgi vesicle-mediated transport; endoplasmic reticulum to Golgi vesicle-mediated transport. Lineage: Eukaryota; Viridiplantae; Streptophyta; Magnoliopsida; Asparagales; Asparagaceae.
UCGGGUAAUCAUGAAAUGAAAGCCCGUCUGCUUCGCGGGUUUAAAUUUCUCGCCCGUUAUAAACCAGCGCGCCCGACCCGGUUGCAUCCCUAUUCACCUGACGAGAGCUCGUCUUCUUCCUCCCUCCCUCUCUCUCUCUCUCUGCGAUCUCUCGAUCCAGAAAUGGCGCAGCCUUUCAUCAAGAAAGACGACGAUCUGGACGACGAAGAUUACUCUCCGUUUUUGGGGAUCGAGAAGGGCGCGGUGCUCCAAGAAGCUAGGGUCUUCCAUGAUCCUCAACUCGAUGCGAGGAGAUGCUCGCAGGUUAUAACAAAACUACUGUAUCUGCUAAAUCAAGGAGAAAGUUUCUCCAAGGUCGAAGCAACGGAAGUGUUUUUUGCUGUGACCAAACUGUUUCAGUCUAAGGACAAUGGGUUAAGGAGGAUGGUUUACUUGAUCAUCAAAGAGCUUUCACCUUCCGCUGAUGAGGUUAUAAUUGUCACCAGUUCCUUGAUGAAAGACAUGAACAGUAAGAUGGACAUGUAUAGGGCCAAUGCGAUACGCGUUCUUUGUAGAAUUACUGACGGCACGCUCCUUACCCAAAUUGAACGGUAUUUGAAACAAGCCAUUGUCGACAAAAAUCCAGUUGUUGCAAGUGCUGCUCUUGUCAGCGGCAUUCACUUGCUCCAGACAAAUCCGGAGAUCGUGAAAAGGUGGAGUAACGAGGUACAAGAAGCUGUUCAAUCCAGAGCUGCUCUUGUGCAAUUUCAUGCAGUGGCUCUUCUCCACCAGAUUCGGCAGAAUGACCGUCUGGCCGUGAGCAAGCUUGUCACCAGCUUGACAAGAGGAACAGUUCGCUCACCUUUAGCUCAGUGCCUCUUGAUUAGAUAUGCAACCCAGGUGAUUCGAGAGUCUAGCAUGAAUACACAAACAGGGGAUCGCCCCUUUUUUGAUUUUCUUGAAGCCUGCCUACGUCAUAAAACAGAUAUGGUGAUACUUGAAGCUGCUAGGGCAAUCACAGAGCUGAAUGGUGUGACCAGUAGAGAACUCAUUCCUGCAAUUACAAUUCUACAAUUAUUUUUGAGCUCCUCCAAACCUGUGCUUCGGUUUGCUGCUGUUCGCACGCUAAAUAAGGUGGCAAUGACACAUCCCUUGGCAGUUACAAAUUGCAAUGUUGAUAUGGAGAGCUUAAUAUCUGACCAAAACCGCAGCAUUGCUACUCUUGCCAUUACUACUCUUCUCAAGACAGGAAAUGAAUCUAGUGUAGAUCGCUUGAUGAAACAAAUCACCAACUUUAUGUCAGAUAUUGCAGACGAGUUUAAAAUUGUUGUCGUGGAAGCUAUAAGAUCUUUGUGCCUGAAAUUUCCUCUCAAGUAUCGGUCAAUGAUGAACUUCUUGAGUAACAUUCUUAGGGAAGAAGGUGGUUUUGAAUAUAAGAAAGCAAUUGUUGAUUCCAUAGUCAUCCUUAUCAGAGAAAUACCAGAUGCUAAAGAAAGUGGCUUAUUUCAUCUCUGUGAGUUCAUUGAAGAUUGUGAAUUCACUUACCUUUCAACUCAGAUACUUCACUUUCUGGGGAAUGAAGGGCCAAAGACAUCAGACCCUAGUAAGUAUAUAAGGUACAUCUAUAAUCGGGUUAUACUUGAGAAUUCAACCAUACGAGCCUCUGCAGUGAGUACCUUGGCAAAGUUUGGUGCCUUGGUUGAUCCAUUGAAGCCUCGCAUAUUUGUCCUUCUAAGACGCUGCCUAUUUGAUAUUGACGAUGAGGUUCGUGAUCGUGCAACACUUUAUCUCAGUACACUGGGUGGUGAUGGUUCAGUUACUGGAACUGUAAAAGAUGUUAAAGAGUUCCUAUUCGGCUCAUUGGAUGUGCCACUGGUUAACUUGGAGAAAAGUUUGUGCAACUAUGAGGCUUCUGAAGAACCUUUUGAUAUUUGUGCGGUUCCCCGGGAAGUCAAGUCACAGCCUCUUGCUGAGAAAAAGGCUCCAGGGAAAAAGCCUUCUGGUUUUGGUGCACCUCUCAGUGCUCCAACAUCGGCUGCUGAUGCAUAUGAGAAGAUGCUUUCUUCCAUUCCUGAAUUUUCAAGCUUUGGAAAAUUAUUCAAGUCAUCUUCGCCUGUAGAGUUGACAGAAGCUGAAACUGAAUACGCGGUUAAUGUCAUCAAGCAUAUUUAUGAUGAGCAUGUUGUAUUCCAGUACAACUGUACUAACACCAUACCUGAGCAGCUACUGGAAAAUGUCACCAUUUUUAUUGAUGCUUCUGAUGCUGAGGAAUUUUCAGAAGUUGCAUCGAAACCUUUAAGGACUCUACCUUAUGAUUCACCAGGCCAGACUUUUGUGGCUUUUGAGAAACCAGCUGGAGUCCCAACUGUCGGAAAAUUCUCAAACAUGUUAAAGUUCAUUGUUAGAGAGGUAGAUCCAUCUACCGGGGAAGCGGAGGAUGAGGGUGUCGAAGAUGAAUAUCAGCUAGAAGAUUUUGAAGUAAUGGCUUCAGAUUACAUGCUAAAAGUGGGAGUAUCCAAUUUCAAGAAUGCCUGGGACAACAUGAAUCCCGAGGGUGAGCGUGUUGAUGAGUACGGGCUCGGUACACGGGAGAGCUUGGCUGAGGCUGUGAAUGCUGUCGUUAACAUUCUCGGCAUGCAGCCCUGCGAGGGAACUGAGGUGGUGCCAAGCAAUGCGAGGUCGCACACUUGCCUAUUGUCUGGAGUCUUUAUAGGCAAUGUGAAAGUGCUCGUCAGACUAUCAUUUGGGAUCGAUGGGCCUAAGCAAGUUGCUAUGAAGCUUGCUGUCAGAUCCGAUGACCCAGCAGUCAGUGAGGCGAUCCAUGAAAUUGUUAAUGGCUAAGGUUUUGAUGCUGUUGUCCUUUCGCGAAUGCAAGUGGAGGAUUUUGUUCAGCUCGGAGCUUAAGGCUACCUAUACAUAUUGACAGAGAAAGUUCCAGUUUACGAUACAGAUUAGGUUUGAGAUUUUUUCUUUAAAUUUGGAAAACAUUUUUUGUUCUUUCGUAUCCAUAAGUUGCCAUUCCGUGUUGAAAGAAGGAGAAAAGCUUUAGCUAGCGAACGUCGUAAAAGUCUGCGCUCAGCAUACAACCUCACAUCAUAGUAUCAACAAAUUCUCGUUUUAUAACAUGAGGUAGUUUUCAUUGUAUUUUUUCCCCCUUGUAUCUUUUAUUUUGAAGCCCUUCGAUAGCGGUUUCGAAUCAUCAGCACAUGCUCUGUUGGUUUGUUACACGUGUUUGAAUCUUGUCAAUCCGAACAGAAUAAUAAUGACAUCACGCAAUCCUU